AUGGCGCCCCAUCGGGGCAGCUAUGUCGCCCUCGGCGGCUCGCGACGACGCAUCUGGGGGCGCCUCGCGGACGCGGCCGCCGGCGCCGCGUUCACGGCGCUCGUGCUCUGGCUCUCCGGCAAUCGCAGGAGCAGCGCCGCCCUCCUCGAGGCGACGAGCGCGGCAUCGUCGAGCCUCGUCGACUGCAGCAGCGCGGCGGCGGCGUGCGGGAGCCUGCUGUGGCCGCUGCCCGCGUCGUACGCCGCGGGCUCGACGGACCUCUGCGUGCCGACGUCGCUCGCCUUCGAGCUCGACGGCGAGGCGCGGACGUCCGCCGUCGUCCGCGGCGCCGUCGAGCGCUACGCGGCCUACAUCUUCGCCCACGGCGACCUGGACGCGACGUGCGACGGCGCGACGCUCCGCGGCGUGCGCGUCGUCGUGAGCAUCGGCGCGGACGGCUACCCGGCCCUCGACGACGACGUGAGCUACGCGCUGACCGUCGACGUGGCCGGCGGCGCGACGCUGACGGCCGCGACGGUCUGGGGCGUUUUGCACGGCCUCGAGACGUUCUCGCAGCUGAUCUCGUUCCGGCGGAGCGACAAGAGCUACGUGCUCGAGAACGCGCCCGUGCAGAUCGAGGACGCGCCGCGCUUCGCGUACCGGGGCGUCAUGGUCGACUGCGCGCGCCACUUCAUCCCGCUGACGUACCUCGAGGCCGUCGUCGACGGCAUGGCGUUCUCGAAGCUCAACGUGCUGCACCUCCACCUGAGCGACCAGGAGUCGUUCCCGAUGGAGUCGCGCCGGUUCCCGGAGCUCUGGGCGUCGGCGUUCAGCGACUACGAGGUCUACACGGUGCGCGAGCUGCGGCGCUUCGUCGAGUACGCGCGCGUCCGCGGCGUGGCGGUGCUGCCGGAGUUCGACACGCCGGGCCACUCGAAGAGCAUGUGCCGGGGCGCGCCGGACGACGUCUGCAUGGAGACGUGCUCGACGGACAACUGGCCGCUGCGGCCGCUGAACCGGACGCUCGAGUACCUCGGUGACCUCUACGAGGAGCUCUACGGCGGCGACGACGCGCUCUUCCCGUUCGCGCUGGCGCACACGGGCGGCGACGAGGUCAAGUACGACUGCUGGGACGAGGACAACGCGUCGUCGACGUUCCUGGCGGACCGCAACCUCACGUCGAAGCAGGCCUACCUCCUGAUGCUCAACACGAACGCGCGCAUCAUGCGCGAGCGCGGCGGGCGGCGGCCCGUGGCCUGGGACGACGCCUACUACUACUACCGCGACGACGUCGACGCGUCGAUCACGCUCAUGUUCUGGUCCAACGUCGCGGACCUCAUGCAGGAGGCCGCGGACGCCGGCCACGAGCUCGUCGCCGCGCCGUCGACGCCGCUCUACCUGAGCGCGGACGACGACUGGGGCUGCGGCGACGUCUACAACUACGACCCGUGCGACCCGUCGAACCCCGUCGACAGCGACAACACGGUGAACACGACCGCGUCCUGCGCGCGCGUGCUGGGCAUCGAGGCCGCGGCGUGGGGCGAGGUCAUGGACGCGUCGACGCUCCUCGCGACGCUCUUCCCCCGGGCCGCGGCCGCGGCGGAGCGCGCCUGGAGCAGCCGGGACCUCAUUUCGUACACGAACUUCUCCCACGGCGCCAACGUGUCCACGGCCGCGCGCCUCGGCCACUUCCGCUGCCGCCUCCUCGCGCGCGGCGUGCCGUCGGGGCCCGUGAACACGGGCUGGAAGUACGCCUACGGCGGCACCGCGCCGGGCGCCGCGGGGAGCUGCAUGUACCAAUAA
This is a messenger RNA of Aureococcus anophagefferens, 1782 nucleotides long. RefSeq lists its product as hypothetical. Lineage: Eukaryota; Pelagophyceae; Pelagomonadales; Pelagomonadaceae. Gene Ontology annotation, biological process: carbohydrate metabolic process; glycosaminoglycan metabolic process; ganglioside catabolic process. Gene Ontology annotation, cellular component: membrane. Gene Ontology annotation, molecular function: beta-N-acetylhexosaminidase activity. Bases 1 to 1782 code for a protein of 593 amino acids. The transcript has a single exon. The record is from RefSeq and is a predicted model, not a curated record.